UUGUGCGUAAGGUGUGAAGAAUUGUUUGUUCGGCGGCCCAGAAGUUUCUAGCUGGGAUUAAGCCAGCCGGGGCGGCGUGCCGCAAAAGCGAAAUCUUUUUUGUUGUCCUGGCUCGGCGGAUGUCAUGCCCCAUGUCUGCUUCUGCAUGUGCAUUGUUGUUCACUUGUUCUUAUGCGGUGCUUCUGAUCCUGUGAUCAAAAUCCUCGUGUGGGAUUUCCAGUUGACGUGGUUGCUCUGCCAUCCAUUCGUCCGCCGUCACAGGAUAUUUGCACAGAGAAAGAUAUUUGCAUCUGAAAGUUAGGACAAACUGAACUGUUCACAAAAAUCAACGUCUGCAAAGUUCACACUUGGUAGUAGUGCUUGGUUCCUUUCUUCUUCUCCCACUAAUUGAGGUUAAAUACUACUAACACCAAAGAGGGUGUCCUUUACAUGUUUUUAACAAGUGUUGGGGAAAGAUUUAUGGUUCAACAAAUGGUAAUCAUCCAUCAUCAUCAUCUGUGUUCUUUAGUCUUUACAUGUAGAACAGUCAGCGCUGGUAAAGUUCAGAUAGUGCUGUGCCCCUUUCUGCAUUGAGGCUAAGGAAAAGCUGGCCUUUCCCGUGCUGUGAAGCCUCCUAGGACGACACGUCCUUGGCAAUUUCCUGGUGAUAUGGAGAGAGUCUGUGAAAACACAGUGUCCAUUGAUUUCAAGCAAGCCAAGAUGGUGGCUGGGAUUGAAGAGAGCUGGCACAAUUUUGUCCCAGCUAUCCGAUCAGGGGAUUGGUCUGACAUUGGUGGCCGUGAUUACAUGGAAGAUGCGCAUGUCUGCAUCCCCAACCUAGCCAAGAACUUUGGGUACAACAUGGUGGAUGAUGAAGUUAUUUCCUUCUAUGGGGUGUUUGAUGGACAUGGUGGAAAAGAUGCCGCACAGUAUGUUCGCGACAACUUGCCACGGGUCAUCGUGGAAGAUGCUGCUUUUCCUCUUGAGCUCGAGAAGGCAGUCAGGAGGUCGUUUGUGCAAACUGACAGUCAGUUUGCAGAGAAGUGCUCUCUACAGGAUGGGCUUUCUUCUGGAACAACUGCACUUACAGCAAUGAUUUUUGGGAGGUCUCUUCUGGUCGCAAAUGCUGGUGAUUGCCGAGCGGUCCUCUCCCGGCGCGGCGCCGCAAUCGAAAUGUCCAAGGACCACAGGACCUGCUGCCUGAAUGAAAGAAAGCGGGUCGAAUCCCUAGGCGGCUACGUCGACGACGGCUAUCUGAACGGCCAGCUAGCGGUCACCAGAGCGCUGGGUGACUGGCACCUCGACGGCCUGAAGGAGAUAGGCGAGCCGGGAGGCCCGCUGAGCGCAGAACCGGAGCUCAAGAUGAUCACGCUGACCAAGGACGAUGAGUUCCUCAUCAUCGGCAGCGACGGCAUCUGGGACUACUUCUCCAACCAGAACUCGGUGGACUUUGCGCGGCGGAGGCUCCAGGAGCACAACGACCUCCGGCGGUGCUGCAAGGAGAUCGUGGAGGAGGCGAUCCGGCGGGGCGCCACUGACAACCUGACGGCGGUCAUGGUCUCCUUCCACCAGGAGGCCCCUCCCCAGAUCAGGGUGAACAGGGCGGGCAGGGUCGAGCGGAGCAUCUCGGCCGAGGGGCUCCAUAGCCUCAGGGUGCUCCUGGAAGGCCAGUGAUCGAUCUCCGACGGCGCGCCAUUGUCGCCGCCUUCUUCCUCUGCAUUGUUGAGUGUCAACUGUAAGUACCGAUCCGCCGUCGUCGACAUGCCAGUUGUGGCUCCAUUGUUACCUGGGAAUAAAACCAACGAACCUGAAGAAGAUCUCACCCGCCAUUGUGAAUUGUUUGUGAGGCACCUGUAAAUAUAAGUUGGGAGCUUAAUUAGGGUGGUAUAAAAGGGAGUCAGUAGCGUGCAUCCAGGGGGCUUUGAGGCUCAUUAUGAGAUGAUGAGAUGUGUUGUUCCCCCUGUUUAAGUUUUGUCUGUCAAAGAAACCAUUCUCUGGUUAUUGCUAUUGUAUCAGUGUAACUUGAGUUGUCUCAUGUGUUGAUCACUGAUAAGAUGAGAUCUGUUCUUCCCCCC
Messenger RNA from Triticum aestivum (bread wheat), 2054 nucleotides. RefSeq names its product probable protein phosphatase 2C 27. The record is from RefSeq and is a predicted model, not a curated record. The transcript has 4 exons. Gene Ontology annotation, biological process: protein dephosphorylation. Bases 649 to 1653 code for a protein of 334 amino acids. Gene Ontology annotation, molecular function: cation binding; protein serine/threonine phosphatase activity. NCBI's taxonomy places the organism in Eukaryota, Viridiplantae, Streptophyta, Magnoliopsida, Poales, Poaceae.